AAAGUUGCCGGUGCACGUUUGAGCGUCACAUGCUGUAGGCGCAACAACAAGCGUCACUGCUUCCCCUUCCCUGUUCAAAUCCUUCUGCAAAUUGGGGUUGUGAAAAGGACACUCUUUUGAAGUUAGAGACAGGGAUGGAGUGGUUUUGGUUUUAGAGAGUGAGAGAGAGAGAGAGAGAGAAAGGGAGAUGGAUUUGCGCUCCUGAAGUUUCUAUUAAUUUAUUAAAUUAACGAUGGAUGGUUUUUGCCAUCCUAUUCGUGAUGUAUGGGAGCGGUUUCUCCAGAGAUGCUAUGAAGCUUUCCCAUGUCUCUCUGAUCCUGAGAGAAGGUCUUCAUUGGGAUUGAAGCUUGCACUGGUUGCCAUGCACGUUGUGUUUGCAGGCGCUUUGUUAAUCUUGGAUAGGAACAUGCUAAAUGCUACUCGAGACAAUCCAUGGUAUUUUGCGACAUACUGGUUUCUUUUCUUUGUAACAUUACUUCAGUAUUUUUAUACGUCUGGUUCAUCUCCAGGGUUUGUAAUUGAUGCAAUGAGGGCUGGCUGUGAGAUACAAUCUACCUCUAGAAGACCACCCAAGACCACUAAGCAGUCUGCAUCUGUCAAAGAUGCCAGCUUGAUCAUUCCCAUUUACAGUCACCAGCCGGUUUCAACUGCUUGUUCUGUUGAAGCUACAUCUUGGGUGAAACUGAUAAUGGACAUGUACCCUCCUGGAUCUUCCAGCAGACAUUGGACUUGUACUUAUUGUAAUGUUGUACAGCCCCCACGCUCAAAACAUUGUCACGAUUGUGACAAGUGUGUGUUGCAGUUCGAUCACCAUUGUGUUUGGCUUGGAACAUGUAUAGGUCAAGGCAAUCAUUCUCGGUUCUGGUGGUAUAUUUUUGAAGAAACGGUGCUGUGCAUUUGGACUGGAAUCAUGUACAUUACAUUUCUAAGGAAUAGUAUGUCAAGGGCAUGGUGGAGAGAUGUGGUGGCCAUAAUGCUUCUGGUGGUUUUAUGUAUUUGCCUUAUUUUUCUGCUUUUGCUUCUCAUUUUCCACAGCUAUCUUGUACUGACGAAUCAGACAACGCAUGAACUUAUAAGGAAACAGCGGAUUUCGUAUCUGAGAGGUAUCCCUGAUAGGGUCCAUCCUUUUAGCAAGGGGGUAUGCAGAAAUCUGUACAACUUUUGUUGCGCCAGCAGAAGUAUUUAUACCAUUGAACCAUUGCCCACGCUGGAGGAAAUAGAAGAUAAAAAAAGGCCAUACACAUGCUGGGACAUUGUGACUUGCCGUUGCUGUUAAGCUAUACGAUUUCACCAGUACCACAUGCAUCAUCAGGCCUCGUCUUCAUGGUGAAUGUUCAAAUCUUAGAGUAUGAUUGUUGUGCAUUGAAGCACACGGCUUUGUAAUGUAUUGGAUUGCGAUAUUCCUUGGAGUUAUUUUCAGUCUUGAAAUGAUUUUAAGCCAAGUUUGGUUUGUGAAGGCCCAUUCUUUC
Molecule: messenger RNA, 1469 nt
Organism: Amborella trichopoda
Lineage: Eukaryota; Viridiplantae; Streptophyta; Magnoliopsida; Amborellales; Amborellaceae
Product: DHHC-type zinc finger family protein
Biological process (GO): peptidyl-L-cysteine S-palmitoylation; protein targeting to membrane
Cellular component (GO): endoplasmic reticulum; Golgi apparatus
Molecular function (GO): protein-cysteine S-palmitoyltransferase activity
Source: RefSeq, a predicted model, not a curated record